GGAAAAUAUCUCCGGGAUUCUCACGCAAGAGGAGCCUCAUGGCUUAAAAGCAAAAGGCGAUCCGGUGUGAAAGUGGUUUAUGGGAUUAAAACGGGUUGGGGAGGGUGCUGGGAGUGGAGGGGGCAGGACUCCUGGGUCCUGGGAAGGGGCAUGGGUGCUGGUGAUUUAGGGAAGGGUCUUGAUUUUGGGGUGAUGUUACAGGAAACGAAGAGGCUGUGUCAGCCAGCGGAGGGAGAGUACAUCGUCCCAAUCUUUACUAGCAGCCUACUCUUCAUCUGGUAUAUUAUUAUUAAUUACUUAAAUUUGUAUACCGCCCUUUAUCCGAAGAUCAGACGUAAGAUCCGUUGGUCAUAAUAAUCGCUGUUGUCUGAAACUUGAAGCUUAUGGCUUAGUUAAGUGUGUGUGUCGUUUCAGACUUGCGAUGCAAUAUGCAUGUAUUUGCUUCCCUUUGCAUAAAACAGUUUAUUCCAGAGAGGUGCCCCCAAUCAAUCCACUGCAAGCACCCCAAGCAUACCCCCACCCUGCCACCCAUUUUAUUCUUAUUUAUGUCCCUGGACCAGUCAUGAUUUAUUCAGGAUGCUUACAGCCCAUUGUAUUGCAGCUGUGCUUCUGUUCAGGGAGAGAGAAGAGAUUGGCCAACAUAUCUUUUGGGUUCUGGGAGCAGAGAGAUUAUGCUGCUUUGCUUUAAGCAGCAUAAGAGAACCCUUAUAAACAAUAAAACUAUUUACAUCAAUUACAAACCUAUUAAAUAGUGGAGAGAGCAGAUUAAAGCCAACCCACUUGUUUUUAAAACGGGUGAUCUGUAAAGUAACCUGCCUCUGCCAUUUUAGGUACAUUUCAGUGCUUAGUAUAAGAACCUCCGACAACCAAUUGCCUUUACCCCAAAGGCUGCUGGCAAAACCUUUCAAAGGAGAGGAUCCCACCACCGUCCAAAAAUAUCUUGAAGUCAAGUGAAUGUCAUUGUAUUUUUGUGGUUGUUCCUUUCCCAUCUUCUCAGGGAAGCACAGGUACAGGCCGAGGCAUGAUCCGAAUCCACAUCUUGGAGGGAAAGGCUUUUGUGUGGAAUGCUGCUGAUGCACGGAGAUUGCGGGAGGAGCAUCGUAUUGUCGGCACACUGGUUGGAGCGUUAGCUCGGAAGCCGCGGCAGAAUGUGCGGCUGGGGCUGCCCCUGCAGCUGCUCCCGGAAGAGGUCCGGCUACUGGCAGAAAAGGGGUUGGCAGCCUUGUUCAAAAACGCAGCGUCCCAACCUCUUCGAGAUGAUAAAAGCCAGGUGAUGGUUCAACCAAUCAUUGCUCGUUCUCUAAAAAAAAACAAAAAACCCACACAACCCCACCCCACCCUCCAAAACCUGGAGCAAAAGUGAAGGAUGCUCUGCUUAAUUGCUGCAAAUUGUGCAGUGUAGAUCAUGGGCCACCAACCUUUUUGAACCCCAGGGCACAUUUGCAAACCAGAGGCACUGUUGUGGGACCCAAACACACGCUGCAACCAAGCGCACGCUGCAGCUUAUUAUAUUGGCUAAAACAGAAUACUUCUUUCAGGCCUAAUUUCAUUGGAGUGGCAUGAGGACCCAGUGGGCACCAGGGAAGGUCUCUGUGGACAUGUAUGUGCCUGUGGGUGAUUUAAAUGCAUGGUGUGGAUGUGGUCAGAGAAUGGGCAGCGCUGAACUUGCUUCUCUGUGUCUGCAGGAUCCUUCAGCCCUUGAAGAGGUGGCCGCCUACCAAAAUGAGCAAGAGGAGAGCUAUCAGGAGCAGGUUCGGCUGGCGGCUGAACAGAGGAAAGCCGUGCUGGGUACUCUUGCGGAACGUAUAGCCCAGGGCCGGGCAAAGAAACGGCGGCAGGAAGAGGGAGGUGAGCGUCAACGUUUGCUAUGUGGCAACUAUUUUGCUUUAUUUGGAAGUGCCCCAGGAAGCUGCAGGAGGUAAGUUAAAGGACUCCUGGAAGGUUAAGUCCAGUCAAAGGCGACUGUGGGGUUGUGGUGUUCAUCUCGCUUUCAGGCCGAGAUAGCCGCUGUUUGUCCACAGACUGCUUUCCGGUUUAUGUGGCCAGCAUGACUUAACAGCUUCUGGCGCAAUGGGACACUGCGACGAGUGCCAGAGCACAUGGAAACACUGUUUACCUUCCCACCGUAGUGGUACCUAUUUAUCUACUCGCGCUGGUGUGCUUUCGAAGUGCUAGGUUGGCAGGAGCUGGGACAGAGCAACGGGAGCUUACUCCGUCGCAGGGAUUCGAACUGCUGGCGUUCUAGUCGGCAAGCCCAAGAGGCUCAGUGGUUUAGACCAUAGCGCCACCCGCGUCCCUUGCAGGAGGACUAAACUAUGAUUGGUAUAGGUUAGGGGUGGGGAAACAGUGGCCUUUCGGAUGUUCCUGGACUCCACUCCCAUCAUCCCUGACUAUUGGCAGUGCUGGCUGGGUCUGAUGGGAGUGGUAGUCCCAGAACCUAUGGAGGACAGAGAAAAAUGUUUUCUCCUCAGUUGUGGCACCAGCACUCAGGGCACAAUAACAACAGAUUUUUGGAUGACUUUAGAAGAGGAUUAGACAAAUUCAUGGAGAGUAAGACUGCCUGUGGCUACUAGUCAUAGAAUUGUGGAGUGUGAAGACACCCCAAGGGGGGUGUUAUUGGGUUGUUGUUUUUAUUUUGAUUAUAUAUUGUGAUUUUAUAUUUUGAUUUUGCUCUGUGAACUGCCCUGAGACCUCCGGGUAUAGGGUGGUAUAUAAAUUAAAAAUAAAAAUAAAUAGUCCAACCUGCUGCAAUGCAGGAAUCUUUUUGCUCAACGUGGGGCUCGAACCCACAACCCUGAUAUUAAGAGUCUCAUGCUCUACCAACUGAGCUACUGUAGUCAUGAGAGCUAUCCUCCGCCUCCACAGUUGGAGGCAACAAUGCUUCUAAAUGCCAGUUGCUGGAAACUGCAGGAGGGGAGAGGGCUCUUGUGCUUGGGUCCUGUUUAUGGGCUUCCUGGCUGGCUGCUGUGAGAACAGGAUGCUGGGCUAGUUAGGCCUUCAGCCUGAUCCAGCAGGGCUGUUUUCAAGAUGCAGCAAGGGAAAGCCAACCUGCUUGCUUUUUUGGAGCACCAGCAAAGAAAACCAUAAUAGCCAGCUUUCCCCAAACAUCUCUGUAAAAGAAGAGCCUAUUGCAUCAGGCCAGUAGCUCCUCUAGUCCAGCAUUUUGCUCUCAGUGGCUAACUAGAUGUCUAACCACAUCUUAGCUGAAUAAGGAAAUACUUAAAGGAAGGACCUAGGUGGAUUUCUCUUGGGCAGAGCUGUGCUUAAUCUUGGCACCACAACCAAGAAGGUCCUGCCCUGGUACCUAUCAUAGCUCAGGCUGUUGGUGGUAAUGACUAGACAAGGACCACAGCCACAGGAGGAAAUACAUGGAAGAAGGUCGUCCUUAAGGUAGCCCAGUUACAAGCCACUCUGUAUUAUAUUUCCAGUUCCUCCUGCAGAACCAGAAUCUACCUUUGUGCUUCCUCGACAAUCUAUGAUGGUCCAGCUCCCAACAGAACGAGUACAUCCAGGCCCAGAAGAAGAGGUGGACUGGCAUGUCCAAUCCCAAGACUGGCCUUAUACUGGACAGGAGGACCAUGAGAUACGUUACCGCAUUUUCCAGAAUCUUUGGGAACGAGGCUACUACGUCACCAGUGGGAGCAAAUUUGGGGGCGACUUCCUUGUUUAUCCAGGUAGUGGCAGGCUUGUGGAUCUUGGGGAAUCCAAGCCGGGGGUGGGGUGGGGUGACAAAUGCUAUGGUUUUCAGAGUCUGCCCCUCUGAGCAGAGAGUGUGAUAUCAAAACUCCCCUGCGUCACAAAGGCAAAUACGAAUAAUAAAAAGCUGAGCAAUCUUAUCCUGCGUUUUUGCCUCUUAGCCCAGGAGUGAAUGGAAUAUUUGCUGAAAGGCCUAGCCGGCCCUCUGUUGGAAGGGUGAGAGGUAUUUAAAGAGGCAGGCAGGAUUCCUGGCCCCAUCUUGAAUAAAUAAAUGCCUCCCUCUGUCCUUGCACACGGGGAUUCAGAGUCCUCGUCUGCUUUGCGGUGAAUAGCAGCCUUCCUUUUUUAUAGUGAAUACAGGUCUGCUGAAAAUGGGGAAGGCAGGAGUACUCUAAUGGUUUCAGGAGUAAUGUCUACAGAAUAAAAUACUGUGUUUCCUUGGUUUGCUGUGCGUCGCCCUGAAAUCUUGGGAUGAAGGGAAGUGCAGAAAUUAAAUAACGUGUAUGUAGAUAGAACUCUGAAGUGGGACUAUACAACAGAUUGUGGCAGGGUUGAAUGCCUCUGUGCAAGGUUCUUGCCAUGUUAUUCCAUUUGCCUUCCAGGCAGGAAAUUCUGUUUGAAACUAGAGAGCCACUGCCAGACAGCAUAGUCUUCUGAAAUUGAGUAUUUAAAGUAGGAAGAGUUGCAAAGCUAUACGUUUAACACGUAGGUGACAUCAUGAUGAUGUCAUCACGUGAUAGGUGGAUUUGAUGCCUGAAAGAUUUGACCCACAGCCGAAAAGUUCCCCAACCCUGGUAUUGACAGUGGUCUGAUGGUAUAAGGGACUUUGCCCGCCUGCCACAAACUUACAAAAUCCCACGCACUUAGCCCCCCUGCUGCUCCCAGGGUUCUUGCUGGGCAGGCAGUGGUUGCUGCUAAGCUUAGGAAAAAAGACUUGCCCUUUCCUUGACUCGAAGACAUUUUUUGCUACGGCAAAAUUCAAAAUGGCUUCGUUCUAGAAUGAAGACCGAUUGUUAAGGAGGGAGGAAGCCAACGGGCUAUUUCCCUCUUCUAACCCCGCCUUUCUCCCUCCCUCCUACAGGUGACCCCAUGCGUUUCCAUGCCCAUUACAUUGCCCUGUGUGUCUCUAAAGACACCCCUCUCUCCCUGUGUGAUGUUGUCAGCGCAGGACGCCUCGGUACCAACGUGAAGAAGACGGUGCUGCUGUGUUCGGUGGACCAGGAUGGGACUGCAGUCUUUACGUCCUUGCAGUGGAGUGGGAUGCAGUGAGAACAGGAUGCCAGUGGUGAUUUAGGGUUGCCUUUCAGACAGUGUUGUGGGGCUGGGCUUAAGCUAUUAUAGCACAGUCUACUCCAGCUGUUCUCUUACUUCGUUUACAGUUAACCCUCCACAUUACAAUUGUGCAAAUGACUGUCGGUGUGUGAAGUCUCCCAGCAGACAUCUCCGUGUGCAAAUGUCUCAUGGAGGGCAGCUCUGUGUACAUAAAUAAGCUGGCCAAGGAGAAAUACUUGGACUGACUUUGGCAGCGUUUCUGCAGUAGUGUAAUUUGUCUUUUUCCAGCUGCCCGGAGACAAGGGUUGCACUUGCUCAGAAAUAAAAGAGGUUCGAGCCUUAUCAGGGGAAACCUUUUGCAGCCCAAAGGCCACAUUCCUCCAUAGGCAACCUUUGUGUGGGGUGAGCAGCCUGUGGUGAAUUGGUGGGGCCAGAGCAACAGCUGUGAGUCUUUCCUUUAUUUGUUGAAAGCUACUCUCUGCUUGCAGCUACAAACCCCUCUUCCCACGCACAUGAGCAAGAGGCAUCGCAGUUCAAGAACACAUCAGCUACACAAGGAAGGUGUGGAGUAAAAGUGAUGGGAUCUGACCUAGGGAAAGGGGUAUGUGACCUAGGCAGAUUUCCUAAGGCCAGAUAAGAAAGCAGGGACACCCUCCCCUCUGGAAUGAGAGGCUGAGGGAGGCACAGGCCUAUUUGUUUCUUGCAUUUACAGUGGUGCCCCGCAAGACGAAAAACUCGCUAGAUGAAAGAGUUUUCCGUUUUUUGAGUCGUUCCGCAAGACGAAUUUCCCUAUGGGCUUGCUUCGCAAGACGAAACGUCUUGCGAGUUUGUUUCCUUUUUCUUAAAGCCGCUAAGCCGUUAAUAGCCGCUAAGCCGUUAAUAGCCGUGCUUCGCAAGACGAAAAAACCGCAAGACGAAGAGACUCGCGGAACGGAUUAAUUUCGUCUUGCGAGGCACCA
Messenger RNA from Podarcis lilfordi (Lilford's wall lizard), 5927 nucleotides. NCBI's taxonomy places the organism in Eukaryota, Metazoa, Chordata, Lepidosauria, Squamata, Lacertidae. The record is from the annotation of a GenBank genome assembly.